This is a messenger RNA of Adineta ricciae, 1149 nucleotides long. Lineage: Eukaryota; Metazoa; Rotifera; Eurotatoria; Adinetida; Adinetidae. The record is from the annotation of a GenBank genome assembly.
AUGAUCAAUUUUGAAAAAAUGGCAACAAAUCAAAUAAAAGAGGAACAUUUACGUAGCGUUCUCGUGGGAGUCCUUCAUCUAUUGAGCGAAAAAGAUCGACAAAGUUUCCAUUUUCUUAUUGGAAGAAAUGUUCCGCGACCGAUCCAAGACGAUCCAACCUUUCAAGGAACAUUAAAUCUUAUUGAAACGUUGUUCGACCGAAAUAAAAUCAGCGUUAAUGACAUCUAUUUUCUUAUCGAUGCUUUUAGAAAAAUCGGCUGCCAUGCGAUUGCAAAGGUUUUACAAGAUUACCAAAAUCAAAUUCAAUCGAAUUCAGGAUCAUCUGAAAAUCGACGAUUGAUUGAUGAUCUAGAUUUAGAAUCAGAUGCGCCGACUGUACUACUACAUGAUUAUCGGAAAAAACAUAUAGAAUUAUCGUCAUCAUCGAAAAGUACAAUUUAUUUCAUUAUCGUUUUAUUGACUUUAAUGGGAUCAGUUAUAAUUGUGUUUAUUUUCGUUAACAGAAGUGUUCCGAUAAACGUCGCGACAAACCAUACAGAAAGAAUGGAUUGCUCGAUGUUGCCAAGAAACGACAACGAGAUCCCUAUAGGAGCAAUGAGUCUUUCGAUUGAAGAUAGACCAUUGUUUAUCGUGGGAAAGAAGUUCGGUGAAUCAAAUGCAACAAAAUUCGAUGAUUCUUUACGUUGGAAUGUUAACUCUUUGCCUUAUUUCUACGGAUUCUGUCCACGAGUUGAUUCAGAGGGUUUAGAAUCAUACCAAUUCUUCUACGCAUCGUCACAGAAUCAACAACCUAAGAUCAAAUCAGAUGUUCAUGGAACUCAGCCGAAAAAUUCCAGAUCUGAUUUUGAUUUUUCGGAAAAAAACGACAGAGUCAUCCAAGUGCAAGGAAGAUUGGUAAAGAAAAGCAUGCUUUCACCGAGUGGAAUAAAUCAAACGAUCAAUAUUAUUACUGAAUUGGAGUUCAUUUCCAAGACAGGUCGCGUCAGUCCAUUACACAUUAUAUCAGUGCAGAAAGAAUUGAGUGAAAAAUUUAGCGAAGAAUACGAGGGAUAUGUAUUAGGAUAUGUGACAGGCAGAUCAGCGGAAUAUGUUGAACAAAUACAAUUCGUUUGGUACCGAUCCAUAGAAUUAGAAUCCAACGAAGAUUAA